Molecule: messenger RNA, 1443 nt
Organism: Laetiporus sulphureus 93-53
Lineage: Eukaryota; Fungi; Basidiomycota; Agaricomycetes; Polyporales; Laetiporaceae
Product: Zinc/iron permease
Exons: 13
Coding region: 37-1284 (415 amino acids)
Biological process (GO): zinc ion transmembrane transport; intracellular zinc ion homeostasis
Cellular component (GO): membrane
Molecular function (GO): zinc ion transmembrane transporter activity
Source: RefSeq, a predicted model, not a curated record
CGCCGCACACCGACUGCGAGCAGCUUGCACUCGACCAUGGCCAUCUUCAGCUCGACACCACGUCGACGAGCUCUUUUGCUCCUCGCAGCCGCAGCGAGCCUUGUAAUAGGGACAACAGUAGUUGCGGACACGGCAAAGGCACCGCUUGCCGUCCUGGACACGGAAAUCUAUGACUGUUCACCGAUUCAGCAGCUCAACACCCUCAAGCGUGAGCUGGAGGAAGCGCAGUCACCCAUAAUGCGCCAGGUGUUUGCAUGGCUCUUUCCCUUCGGCCCUGGCUGGAACUCCGUCCUUGGAACUUUCUACAUCAGCUCGGUGCCGAACUUCAUCCUGGCAUUCAUCCCGGCACAGAUCAACCCCAAUACCUUGAAUACGAUGACGGCGUUUGCGACUGGGGGACUUCUCUCCGACGUCUUCCUGCAUCUUGUGCCUCACGCAUUCAUGGGCGAGCACCAGGACGGGGGUAUCCACUUUGUCAUGGUCGAGGAGAAGCGCAACAUUCUCAUCGGACUGGGCAUCUUCGUGGGCUUCGCGUCGUUCUUUUUGAUGGAAAAGACGCUCCGCGUUCUGGGCAGCGAAAACGGGGACGCCGGACAUUCUCACAGUCACGUCCACGGCGAGAAGUCAGCGAAGGACGCCGCCCAAGCGUCUGGCGUAUCACUGGCCGCUUCGACCGGCGAGAUUCGGUCUCGCGGCUCGGACAAGUCAGACACGUUGGCAGCCGGCUCACCAUCCGCGCACGAGGAGGAGAAAGCGGCGAAGCAGACGUCCAGGUUAUCAGCCUAUCUAAACCUUUUUGGCGACUUCGUGCACAACAUAAUGGCUGCAUCAUUUUACUCGUCGCCCUUGAUCGGCGCCACCACCACUUUGGCAUGUUUCGCACAUGAAAUUCCCCAUGAAAUUGCCGACUAUUCUAUCCUAGUACGCAGUGGUUUCACUAAAAAGCAAGCAAUGCAGUCGCAAUUUCUGACUGCUAUUGGAGCAUUUGUCGGCACGUUUAUGGGUAUCGGCAUCCGCAACUUGUCAGCGUCCGGGAGCGCGGCGCACGAGGUGACAGAUCUCGCAGCAGCCAUACGGCAGGCUGCCGCGGGGCUUCUGGGGACAACGGUCCAACUAGCAGACCUGGUGAUCCCGUUUGUGGCUGGUGGAUUCAUGUACAUUGGCGCUGUCGCAGUGUUGCCCACAUUGCUGGAAGAAAGCUCUAGCGGAAAGCAGGCCUUGCGGGAGUUCGCAGCGAUGGCGUUCGGUGUCCUCUGCAUGUUCCUGGUCGCAUGGAACGAGUAGAGAAAGGACGGCACGCCAUGCGCCGGAUGUUUCAAGCUUGGCCGAUGCGGGAGUUGAGAGCCUGUUGUAUACCCGGAGCUAGUGCACGUAGUUUGCCGUCGGGCGGUGUAGAAUUUAUGAAUACAAUGGCGCUUGGAUCUGCGCGUCAGGGUGUGCCGU